AUGGGAGGUGGAGCGUGGACGUUUGAGGCUGAGUGUAAAGGGUAUUCUGGGAGUGAUCUGAAGCGGGUGCUGUCCUUCCCGCCAUACCCGGGGGACUACCUGCACCCGGUGGUGUACGCCUGCACCGCCGUCAUGCUGCUGUGCAUGCUGGUCUCCAUUUUCACCUACAUCGUCCACUACAGGGUGAUACGCAUCAGUGGGAACGGGUGGCACAUCCUCCUCAACUUCCUGUUCCACACGGCAGUGACGUUCAGCGUGUUUGCGGGAGGCAUCAACCAGAUCAAAUAUCCUGUCGCCUGUCAAGUGGUGGGUGUAAUUCUGCACUACUCCUCGCUCUCCACAAUGAUGUGGCUAAUGUUUACCGCCCGCAAUCUGUGCCGAGAGGUGUCAAAAGCCCCCCCUCCUCCCCAGGAGAGAGACCCACCCCCUCAGCAACGAUCCAAACCCACAGUACUCAUAUUUUAUUUGGUGAGUGUUGGGGUCCCUUCGAUUAUCGUGGGGGUCACCGCUGCAGUUAGCCUUGACAACUACGGGAGCAGAGACGACGAGCCCUACUGUUGGAUGGCCUGGGAGCCCAGUCUGGGCGGCUUCUACGGCCCCACCGCCUUCCUGGUGCUGGUGAUCUGCAUCUACUUCCUGGUCACCUACGUGCAGCUGAAGCGCCACCCGGAGCGCAAGUACGAGCUGAAGGCCAUGACGGAGGAGCAGCAGCGGCUGGCCACUGCCGAGAUGGGCCACCACGACCCCUCAGCUGGAGAGCCAGGCAUGGAGGGGGGAACCCUCCACCACCAUCACCAUCACCAUCACCACCACCACCACCACCACCCAGGCUGCUCAGCCAUCACCGCCUCCAUGCUGGCCAACGAGCACUCCUUCAAGGCCCAACUCCGCGCCACGGCCUUCACCCUCUUCCUCUUCCUGGCCACGUGGGCGUUUGGUGCCCUGGCCGUCUCGCAGGGCCACUUCCUGGACAUGAUCUUUAGCUGCCUGUAUGGUGCCUUCUCCGUCACGCUGGGCCUGUUCCUGCUCAUCCAGCACUGCGCCAAGCGCGACGAUGUCUGGCACCGCUGGUGGGCCUGCUGCCCGUCCUCCAAGCCCAAGAUGAACGUCAACGGGGAUGCGGCGGCGGGCGCAGCAGCCAACAUGAUUCAGAUCACCCAGAACCACCAGAACCACAGCCACUCACCCCAGACCCAGAUCCACUGCCACAUGGACUCGCCCUGCCCGGGAAAGCCCCUGCUGUCCCCACACCUUCACCCGUCCUCCAGCCACUGCAAGCUGAGCCCGCUCCCUGUGGGGCCCCCCACGCAGAACCACGUGGGCCCCUGCUGCGUGGCGCUGCACGGCUCCGCGGGAGUCUCGCCACUCCUGGAGCGCUCGCCGCGGCCGCAGUCGCUGCCGGAUGAGCUGCCGCGCCCCGCGCUGCCCCUGCAGAGCUGCCUGAAAGACAGGACUAAGUCGCGCUCGUUCAACCGGCCGCGGCCCUCGCUCCGCGACUACGCCUACCACAUGGCCUCCACCAGCCUGGACGGCAGCGUGCACAGCGCAGCGGGCGGCUCGCACCUGCUGGACAGCCCGCACAGCGCUGCGUACCUGGAGCUGCACGCCGGUUCGCACCGCGACAGCCAGCUCAGCUGCCACAGCCCGCACCCAGACAACCAGCUGCGCUGCUGCAGCCCCAGCCCCAGCACGCUGCUGGAGCCCCACCUGGCCACCUGCCACGGCAGCCUGCAUGAGGGCCUCUCCUCCUGCCACUCGUCCUGCCUGGACAGCCAGUUGGCGUGCCUGGACAGCCUCAGCCAGCAGGCCACGCAUGUGUGUCACCGCCACGCCUGCUGCGCCAAGGCCGAUUCGUUCGGCGGCGUGUGCUGCGCCGGGAGCGACCCGUUCGGCCCCUUGGGCGCCUGCCAGCCCGAGGAACUAGAAGAGCUGGGGCCUCCGACCUCCUCGUCGAUGUACGGGGGCCCCAAGAUGUCCGAGAAGGAGGAGGAUGCCACGGCGGCGGCGGCGGCAGCCCUGGUCCACAUGGAUAUGCCCCCACAGCGGGCCACGCUCUCCUGCCCACAGGGCGUGGCCACGCUCAGCCGCAAAGGGACGCUGAGCCGCAGGAGCACGCUCAGCCGCAACGGCAGCCUCCACGAGGACUACAUGUUUGGCUCGGAUGCCACAGGAAACAUAAGGACUGGGCCCUGGAAGAACGAAACCACUGUGUAGAACCACCCCUUCCCCCACUGUCCAGUCCCUCUGAGGCUGGAACUGCUACCCCAGACGCCCAUCCCCGUCCUAAAACCAAACUACUGUGUAGUCCCAGGGCUGUCAGUGAGACGUCUCUCUCCCCCCUCCUGAACUGAACUACUGUGUAGUGCGUUUUCCCUGUGAUUCUCCUCCCUCUGUUUCAGUGUCGCCUCACCUCCAUUCUCUUGUCACUCAUUCUCUGUGGCUUUGCGUGGGCCUGAGCCUCUCGAAACUUAUAAAAUAUGCUUUUGUACAUUCCCUUUUUUCGCAGAUUUCAGUUUUCUUUUACCUGGAUGGUAUGUACAUUUAACGUCAUGUGUUUUUUCCAACCUGUUUACACAUAUACAUAAAUGAUAAGGUUCUUGUUUAGAUUUUUUUGUUGUUGUUGAUUUUCUUUUUUUGGCAAUCAAGAGGCCAUGCACAUGCAGAAAAUGUCCAUGUUUAAUUUGUAAUAUUUUUAUAGUCAGGUAAAAAAUGCAAAGGAUUUUUGUACAAGUGUGAAUGUGUGACUUUGUGAGCUGGCCAGAGAUACAUAUGUGCAAUCAUUUGUGUGUAUUUGUGUGUGUGUGUGUGUGUGUGUGUGUGUGUGUGUGUGUGUGUGUGUGUGUGUGUUAAUGAGUAUAUGUAGUUUGCGUGUGUAUAUACAUACAUAUACGUGCAUGUGUUACAUGCGUGUUUUUACCCAUACGUUUCUCACAAGAGCUCCUUUCAGAACAAUGAGACGUAUUCCUUUGUGAUUCCUCACGUAAAUACGGCAUUUAACAAAAGCUUCAUCCCUCAUUUAUGUUUCAUACGUCUGAGGAAGAUCUACAACAAUUAUCACCGCACCAGCACUAGUGAAUAUUUCAUGUGUUUUCACAAUCAGAACAAGUAUUGAAAUUGCCUGCUAUUUAACUGUGGGUGUGAAACAAAGUGUUAAUAUUGAAAAGAGAUAGCACUCACAAAUACCUCUGACACGACUCUCUCUUUAGUACCUCUGGUACGCAAGAUGGCCAGCUUUGCGUGUCUGUGUGAUCUCUUUCUUGUCCACAUGCUUUCUCUCCAAGACCUAAAUUUGCUCAUUUCAGGAAAACACGAGCGCACAUUCAAAGAAAAACAUCAACACACCCCGGAUGUUCCUGUUUUGUUGAUGGAUGUUUUCCGAGAAGGAGAAUAAGCAUGCAUUACUUCAUCUCCCAAAACACUGCAAAUGUUUUCCCCCUUCUUUUUUUACAAGCUAUUCAAGGACACUGCCUCCUGACACGGCAUGCAGAGCUACGUGUAUGACUAUUUGUCUUUAGGUUCACUUGAUGGAUCGGCCAUUUGUUUGGUUUUGUCACAUAUAUUGGUGAUUGGUUUUCAUAAAUCAUUGUCAACCUUAUUUUUUUCCUGUCUCUCUCUCUCUCUCUCUCCUGUGUCGGUGCAAAUGGAUUAAACAGACAAUAUUUUUGGGCAAAUUCUAUCAAUGAAAACCUGUGAGCCUUUUUGAAUGAAUUAUAAAUGUUCCUGACUUAAUCCCUCUAAAGGUGAGAUACACUGUCGAACAGGGAUCAAAGAAAGCCAUAUCAUGCAAUGUGCUGAUAGAGUACACACGGGGCGGACUUUGGCAUGGACCACAACAAAAAGGGUAGGGUUGUUAGCAGUGAUUAAUAGAUGAUCAUGAUCCCAACCUGUGGUCCAGUCUUGCUUGUGGGGUCAUAUACAUGUGUUAUCCUGAAAGACACCACUUAAACACUGCCUCAAUUUAUUGAAAAGAAAACCUCACCUAAUCCAGAUUAGAAAUGAAGCAGUCCUCUUGAGAGUUAGUUUUCUUUUUAAUUGUAAUUGUGAGCUCAGGGACCAUUUGUUCAUUCACCAGUUAUAGAGCAUAGGGCUUUUUUCUGUAGUCUGUAAACAUUAUGAAAGACUUAUUGUAGUUCUCUACUUUUCACUAUCAUCGGUUACAUUUAGAGAUUUGUGGCAAGGUGAAGGCCAAAGUGUGAGAAGUGAACCCAGCCUGCAGUCCCACAAUGCACCUGUGUCAGCAUCCCAAGGGCUUUGGCUCAGUUCAGCAUUCUUACAGCCCAUGUUGUUUCACAUAGACAAAAAGAGGAUCCUUGCAAGUCUCUUUCCAAGAAGAGCCCUUGAAGAAGAAGCCUGUGAGAUAGGCAGCCCUGUGGCCUCAGCAUUCAGCCUCUGAGCAGAACCUCUUUUUUUGAGCUCUUCUUUGGGGGACGAGCCCAAGGACCUUUUCAUUUAACGGGAUUGUAAGCUCCUGUAUCACACAGUGCCACCACUUCUCUCACGUCUUCUGUGGACACAACGGUGUUCUCCAUGCCUUUCGUGUCUAUCUUGGUUCUAGUGUUCUCUCGAUCGUGUAAGGCGAUCGAUGUGCCUCUCCACAUGUCUCUGUGCAAUACUGCCCUACUCUCUAUUCCUCGAUGGUGUCUGCCAGGGGCCCUAUGACCUAACCCACACUAUUUUACCCCCUCCCUCUAUUUAUGUCAUAAUUCUUUUUUUCUAAUUUGCCACAAUUUCCAAAUAAAUGUCUUUGAUCACCAUG
Messenger RNA from Clupea harengus (Atlantic herring), 4756 nucleotides. It is a transcript of the gene adgra1a, whose product is annotated as adhesion G protein-coupled receptor A1a. Gene Ontology annotation, molecular function: G protein-coupled receptor activity. NCBI's taxonomy places the organism in Eukaryota, Metazoa, Chordata, Actinopteri, Clupeiformes, Clupeidae. The record is from RefSeq and is a predicted model, not a curated record. Gene Ontology annotation, cellular component: plasma membrane; postsynaptic density; glutamatergic synapse. The coding region runs from base 1 to 2214 and encodes 737 amino acids. The transcript has 6 exons. Gene Ontology annotation, biological process: cell surface receptor signaling pathway; G protein-coupled receptor signaling pathway.